This is a messenger RNA of Hypoxylon trugodes, 1478 nucleotides long. RefSeq lists its product as uncharacterized. The transcript is spliced from 2 exons. Lineage: Eukaryota; Fungi; Ascomycota; Sordariomycetes; Xylariales; Hypoxylaceae. The record is from RefSeq and is a predicted model, not a curated record. The coding region runs from base 395 to 1081 and encodes 228 amino acids.
UCGACAUGAACAUAAUCGGAUUAAUAUUGCCGAGUAAGAGAAUAAUGUUACCUAAUCAUGUACUUAAAGAUGUAUUAGUCAGGGGUUUAUAGUGAUUUGAGACAUAAAGCGCUCGGAUAAUCGUCCCGGAAUCACGAACUAUUCUAUUAACCCAAAUCAAUAUAACCCGCCGAUCCUCUUUACGCGUUAGAACCCCGCUUUUGUGCAUUGAUAGGGGUUUGUGGCGCGUUUACUGUUCCCCUACUCGCGUCUCCUCUUCAUUAAACCCAUUCAUUGAAAUAGUCGUACUAUUCACUCCAGCCUGGUUGAAUGAAUCCAUCCAACAAAGAAAAAAAACACCAACUUCACCUCGUAUAUCACACCAUUCAACCACAACUUUAUAAUAUCAGACGAAAUGCUAGCCACAAUGCCUGUCUUCAAUCUUGACUUCUCAUCGCCGCAUCGGCCGACGCAUUCUUCCCCGCUAUCAUCUUCGCCCAUCAGAGCAAACUCUCCACCUCUAUCCCCUCGCAAUCCCAACACACUUCCUAGAUUUGACACACAAUCUUCGCCUAUCCGAGCGCCAUCUCUGAAGUUUAAGUUUGCUUCUCGCGAUGCGAAGAAGAAUCCCUUGAGGCAAACACGAGAAAUUGCGCAAGAAAGUAGGCGAACAUUAUUCCUGCGAAAUGUACGAAAGCGAGCGGAUGACAGGAAAUGGGAAAAGAGAGGAGGCGACCAAGAGGCAUUAAAGCUCGAGUGGUCCAUAUUAGAUCGUCAACGACGAGAACAGAAAAACGCCGACAUUGAUGGCAUUGUAUUCGAGGAUGAGAUUGACGACAUCCCGGAGCUACAACGCCAGGUGCCCCCAGAGAACCCCGACGAUAUGAUGAUGGUCGAUGAGAUAGCCCAACAAGAGGAACGAGAGUUGGAUGCGAUGUUAUCCAUGUACGAAGCUCAAUCGACCCAGACAUCUCAACCCUUUGUUCCGCAAUCACCGGCGAUGUCCGACGAUGAAGAUUACGAUAGCAUCUUCAUGGAUCUCCUAUCGCAACAAAGGAGUAAUCAGAACUUCAUAUCAUCAGGGCAAAUGGACAUGUCGUGAGAUUCGGAUCGGAACCUCUUGUAUUCAUCCAUGUGGGCAAUGGGCGUUAACCGGUACGGAUCAGGAUUCAGGGUGGCAAGGGACAUUAAUGAUUAAGGGAGUUCUAUAGGAGGAUAUGGUAUGAGAGCGCAUCUUUCAUGUACAUGCGAUUUUCGGUAUCUGGGCCUGACAUUUUCCAGGCGUGUAUAUGCAAAUGAGGAUCAAUAGUCCUUCGUGUAUUUAUUGCGUCACUGAGGCGCACAGGCCUCAUCAGGUGCAUCAAGCACUUCUUUGGCAGAAGGCAUAUCCCCAACUAGGUCAUGGGGAGGAGAACCUGCUGCUUGCAUCUAUUGCUCAAGUUAGUACAUAGAAGCAUGAGGCAGAUAUCUCCUUGGAGAAUAAACUUGCUUACCUUCUG